Messenger RNA from Canis lupus familiaris (dog), 928 nucleotides. Its product is annotated as G patch domain-containing protein 11-like. NCBI's taxonomy places the organism in Eukaryota, Metazoa, Chordata, Mammalia, Carnivora, Canidae. Gene Ontology annotation, cellular component: kinetochore. The record is from RefSeq and is a predicted model, not a curated record. Gene Ontology annotation, molecular function: nucleic acid binding. The transcript has a single exon.
ACCAGAUACCUUUGCCAUAUGAAGUUGAACACGGCAGAAGAAGAGGACUAUAUGUCUGAUUCCUUCAUUAAUGUCCAUUAAUGUCCAAUGUCCAUUAGACCAGGAUUGCCAAUGCUAAGGCAGAUCCGAGAAGCCCGUCGGAAAGAAGAAAAGCAACAGGAAGCCAAUUUGAAAAACAGGCAGAAGAGUUUAAAAGAAGAAGAACAAGAAAGACGUGACAUUGGGUUGAAGAAUGCUCUAGGCUGUGAAAACAAAGGGUUUACCUUGCUGCAAAAGAUGGGAUAUAAAAGUGGUCAGCCCCUUGGCAAGAGUGGAGAUGGUAUUGUUGAGCCAAUCCCCCUUAACGUCAAAACAGGAAAAAGCGGCCUUGGUCAUGAGGCAUUACUGAAACAGAAAGCAGAGGAAACACUAGAAAGUUGUAGGAGAAAGAUUCACAUGAAAAACCAAGCUGAAGAAACAGCUGCAGAGCAGUUUCGACUGCGACUUAAAUAUAAGCAAGAUGAAGUGAAGCUGGAAGGGGACCUGAAAAGAAGCCAGCAAGCCUGCCGGCAGUUGGAUACACAGAAGAACAUUCAGGUUCCCAGGGAAGCAUGGUACUGGUUAGGGCUUGAAGAGGAGACUGACGAAGAGGAGAAAAAAGAGCAAGAUGAAGAUGACUAUAAAAGUGAAGACUUAAGUAUACUGGAAAAAUUACAAAUACUGACUGGUUAUUUAAGAGAAGAACAUCUGUAUUGUAUUUGGUGUGGAACAGCCUCUGAAGAUAAAGAAGACCUCUCUUCAAAUUGCCCAGGACCAACUGCUGCAGAUCACGACUAAGAUUACUCUCAAGAAGUACAAUCUUAGAAAAUGUUAUUGUUUGCUAAAAACAGAUAGUUGAGCAGUUAGAAUUCCCAAAUUAUGUCAGUAAAGAAAGAUGGCCUUUUACAUG